Messenger RNA from Eutrema salsugineum, 1660 nucleotides. RefSeq lists its product as uncharacterized. The record is from RefSeq and is a predicted model, not a curated record. The transcript is spliced from 10 exons. The coding region runs from base 283 to 1413 and encodes 376 amino acids. Gene Ontology annotation, biological process: signal transduction. NCBI's taxonomy places the organism in Eukaryota, Viridiplantae, Streptophyta, Magnoliopsida, Brassicales, Brassicaceae.
AAAGGAAGACUCUUUUUUUCGAAAAUUCAAAGCCGGCAUUUUUUUUUCGUUUCUGUUUGUUCUCCUUUUUUAUUUUCUCUGCUCCAGGGGAAAAUAAAAAAGGUGCAACCUUUUGUUCUCCUGGAGCGAUCAAUUUACUUUUUCAUCUAAUCGCUGACUCCGUGACUCUCGUCGUCGUCUCUGAUCGUAUCAAGGGAUUGGGGUUCGAUACGAUCAUCAACUAUCUCAAUUUUCUGGGGUUUUUUUAAGCAGGAAUUUGUUUGAAGUGAUUGGUAUUGGAAAAUGCCUUCUCUCAUCUCACAACAAUGGCAGGAGAGGACUAGUGGAUUCUUUUCUUCAUCAGGAACGAAGCUUAGGGAAGCCAGGCAAUCAGCUGGUAGUUUUGUCGGGGAAGUCGCUAAGGAUGCGAAAGUGAAUGUUGCUGAUGUUGCAGAACGAGUUGGGUCGUUGUUCAAAAGCCGGUGGGCAAUUCUUCAGGAGCCUGCAACUAGACAUGCCGUGCAAGAACACCUUAUAACUGCUGCUGCCACAACCGGGACAUUGGUCAGGAAGGGUAUAACUGAGACAAAGGAAAAAGUUUCCGUUGGAAAGAUCAAAGUGGAAGAGGCGGCAAAAAAGACUGCGCAAAAGAGCAAGACCCUUUUGACGGAUAUUGAAAGAUGGCAGAAGGGAGUUGCCAGCUCAGAUGUGUUUGGUGUUGCGAUUGAGGUCACUGUCCAGCGGCAGGAUUCAAGCAGGCCUGUUCCAUUUAUACUGAUUAAAUGCGCUGAUUAUCUUAUAUUAACAGGGCUUAAUUCACCGAGCUUGUUCAAAGCCGAAGGAGACAAAAAGUUGAUCCAACAAUUGGUUUCUGCUUACAAUCAAGAUCCCAGCUCGUCAAUACCUGAAGGCGUGAAUCCAGUUGAUGUCGCUGCACUCAUGAAAUACUAUCUUGCGAGCCUUCCGACACCACUAACUACUUUUGAGCUUUAUAAUGAAAUCAAAGAUGCAAGGUCGAGCGUAAACAGAUUGAGAAAGUCACUCCAGAAGCUUUCCAACGUGAACUAUAAUACACUUGAGUUCAUCACUGCGUUGUUGCUUCGUGUGAGCCAGAAAUCUCUACUUAACAAGAUGGAUUCACACAGCCUAGCCAUGGAAAUGGCUCCCGUGAUCAUGUGGCGAGAAGACAAGAGGCCUGAGUCUUAUCGGGAAUAUUGGAGACGCCCAUCGAGGAGUCCUAAGAAAAGCAACGACUUUGAAACUGCUUCUCCAUGGGACUUGCUCUCAGAUGAAGGAGAAGGUGUAGAUGCAUCUUCAUCGAUCCCUCUAGAUGAUAUUGUUCAAGUUGAUUUUGGUGCGGUCGAGGUUGUGCAGUGCCUAAUUGAACAUCACAAUGCGAUUUUCCAGGAUGCAGACGAGACUGUAUGGAGGUGAAAACAACAGUUAACCAGUCUUCCUCUGAUGAUUCGAGUCAGAGAUUUCUCAAUUUCCGGACCAAACCAGAACCGUUAGAAGAACAUAUGCAUUUUGAUCUCGAUGAUGAUUAACUAGUGGUUUCAGUAAAUAUGCUUUGUUUUCAUAUUCUUGUGUAUCGUCAUUGUUUAGACUUAAUAAACUGUUUAACAAAAUAAGUUUUUUUGGCUCUAUAAGAAAUCAAUAAUAUUCGGAUUGUUUCCAUGUA